Molecule: messenger RNA, 800 nt
Organism: Phytophthora nicotianae INRA-310
Lineage: Eukaryota; Oomycota; Peronosporomycetes; Peronosporales; Peronosporaceae
Exons: 1
Source: RefSeq, a predicted model, not a curated record
CCCAACCUAAGUUCAUUGUGAAUCACACCUUUUGCGUACACCGAUCUACGGACCUGUUGCUUGCGAAGGCACCAGUCCAGCAUUUGCUCCGUAUCCCGAUAGAUCUCAAGUCUCACGAAGUCCUGAAAGACAUGGGCGUAAUGCAUCGCUUCCUGCUGUUGGCAGCGUUGACCCUGUUCAUUGUGGUUGUGAAAGCUACAGAGUUCCGCCACACCAAGAUGUCAAGGCCUACAACAAGUGGCUAUGGCGGAAGGCUACUGCGUACGGCCAGGAUGAGCGAUGACGAAGCGAGGGGUGUAUUGAUACCCGGUCUCAAAAAUUGGCGAGUCACAUCUUGGAUUAAGAACGGCAAGUCUGAGGACUACGUCUUGAACAAGCUACACCUCACCAAUCUGAUAGGAAGAGCACUGACGGAUGACCCGAAUUUCAAGUACUUCCAGAAGUUUAAGGUUGAUGGUUGGCUCAAGCAAAAGGCUAGUACAACGGCGGCCUGGGACGAUCUUGGUUUGAGUACCCUUUCUGUUAAUGAAAUAACCAAGGUGGAUACGUUUAGGAUCUAUGAGGAGUAUAUCAAGGCAUUGAACAAGAAGGCAAAGGACAUUCAUUGGAGCCAGUGGUCGAAGCUUCUAGGUGGGGGAUCCGAUACGGAAAUGGCGAUCAAAGUGUCGAUUUUGACAAAAUUGGGGAGAUUGGAUGAUACAGAUAUAGCGCUCAUGGUGGGUAGUUCGGGUCUGAUCGCAUACAACAGAGCUGCCAGACAAUACGGAAAGUUUUAUUAAAUCUAAUAAUCCUACUAGCGU